Xenopus tropicalis (tropical clawed frog) is the source of this 1790-nucleotide messenger RNA. RefSeq names its product dehydrogenase/reductase (SDR family) member 9 (gene dhrs9). The record is from RefSeq and is a predicted model, not a curated record. Bases 195 to 1163 code for a protein of 322 amino acids. NCBI's taxonomy places the organism in Eukaryota, Metazoa, Chordata, Amphibia, Anura, Pipidae. The transcript has 6 exons.
CUGAGCACCAGUUGCUGAUCGGACUGUAUUCACUGUUCUGUCUGCCCUUUCUGUUCUUAUUGAUGAUGCCACAGCGAUACAAAGCCACUUCCUCACGUAAGAAACAGAAGUUUGCAGCAAAUUAGUGAGACAAUCAGCUCAUCUCCGCUCUCUGUGCCAUGGUAUUGUACUCUUAAAAAUUAAAAUCUCCCACAAUGCUUCUGUGCUUCUUGAUCGGUGUGGCCAUUCUGUACAUCUGGUGGAGAGUGAGGGAUGGACUGAAAAUCAAUAACAUCACAGAGAAAUAUAUAUUGAUUACUGGAUGUGACACAGGAUUUGGGAACCAUGCAGCUAAAACAUUCGAUAAACAGGGCUUCCGCAUCCUUGCAACGUGCCUGACGGAGGCUGGGGCCACAGGGCUGAGAGAGGCAACUUCACAACGGCUGAAAACAACACUGCUGGAUGUGACUAUUGCCGAGAAUGUGGUAUCAAUGGCUGAAUGGGUGAAAGGUGAAGUUGGGAGUAGAGGACUUUGGGGUUUGAUUAAUAAUGCUGGAGUAAUGGGAACCCUGGCACCCUUUGACUGGCUGACCAUUGAAGACAUCAAAAAGCCAAUGGAGAUCAAUCUGAUUGGGUUGAUACAUGUUACACUUGUCCUGCUGCCAUUUAUUAAGAAGGCAAAGGGAAGAAUAAUAAAUGUAUCCAGCAUUGGUGGAAGAGUUGCAGCUAGCGGGGGGGCAUAUUUUUCAUCUAAAUUUGGUGUCGAAGGAUUUAACGACAGUUUACGACGAGAUAUGAAAGCAUUCGGAGUGCAAGUGUCAUGCAUUGAACCUGGACUGUUUAAAACACCCCUUUCAGAUCCAAAAAAAGUCUUACAACAGCGCACAGAUAUCUGGAAACGACUGCCCACAGAAAUCCAGAAAGAGUAUGGAGAUAAUUAUAUACAAAUAGAUGCCAGCAAGAAACAGAAGCUGAACCAGCGCAUCCUAAACACUGAUCUCUCCUUGGUGGUACAGUGCAUGGAACAUGCUCUAACGAGCCGCCAUCCUAGGACUCGUUACAGUGCGGGGUCCGACGCCGCCUUCCUUUGGAUCCCACUGUCCUACAUGCCAACGUUUAUUCAGGACUUUGUCAUCUUAAGGAACAAAGUAAAAAUCCCCACUUCAGGCAACACAGUGCAUUGAAUUUCUGCCAAUAUUUGAGGAAACCGCAUAAGAAAAAAAUCCACAUUUUUUAAUUUGAAAAGUCUUUUUUCAAUUUCUGUGACUGAUAGAAGUUAAUGGGAGUUGUAUGCCAGCAAUGGAGGAGAUAAAUCUCAAUUGUUAAAACACUUGGCCGAAUUUAAUUGCAAUUUUUUUUCUCAACUGAAUUUGGAAAAAAGUUGGAUUUGAAAAUAAUUCCUUUGUUUAUUCAUGCAAGAGUGAAAGUGCUGCUGAAAAUCCCUAUUCUUUUAUUCAGGUGUUAAUAUUUUACCUCUUCUUUUUCCUCUCAAUUUUAUCUUGGGAGUCCUUUGAAAAGUUUGUAUAACUCACUUGUGGACUUUUUUUAAAGCUUUAUCGAAAUACCCUGCAGUGAUAGGUGAAAAAUGCUCCAGCAUUUGCACUGUUUACAUGCCAUUAUUUGUUUUAAAGAGAUUCUGUCAUGGUGUAGUUUUUAUUACUAAAUUACACUGUUAACAUUGUUAAUUUUGUUCAUUUGUGGAUUGUUCCUGAACCUGUAUCCUGUGUUGUUCCUGACCUUGUUAUGUGACUUGCUGUUCUUGGUAAUCUGUGUUCCUGUACCUUGAGUUUCUGGUAAAGUUCUGCACUCAG